Bolinopsis microptera is the source of this 3555-nucleotide messenger RNA. RefSeq names its product SCY1-like protein 2. Bases 3 to 2672 code for a protein of 889 amino acids. Lineage: Eukaryota; Metazoa; Ctenophora; Tentaculata; Lobata; Bolinopsidae. Gene Ontology annotation, molecular function: protein kinase activity; ATP binding. Gene Ontology annotation, biological process: protein phosphorylation. The record is from RefSeq and is a predicted model, not a curated record. The transcript has a single exon.
GGAUGGAUUUUCUGAACAAAAUUGCCAAUGUGGUGGUUACAAAUCCUCUCAUCAAAGACUUUGAGAUAUUAGAAGUUGUUACUCAAGCUGGACCCUGGGUUAUUCAUAAUGCUGUUAAAAGAUCAACAAGAGAACAAGUUUCUGUGUUUGUAUUAUCAAAAAAGAUUUUUGAUAAAAUGUCUAGAAGCAACAAAGACUUUGCUUUGGAAAAAUAUAAAAAUGGUGUCAAGCUUCUUACUAAAGUCCGCCAUCCAAAGUUUCUUACUGUACAGCACCCCCUUGAAGAAAGUAGAGAAAGCCUAGCAUUUGCUACUGAACCAUGCAGUAAUGCUUUGUCCAAUCUUAUCAAAUGCAAUUCUAUCACUGAUGUUGAAAUCAGAUACGGAAUAUUACAAUUGUUAGAUGGGAUAGCAUUUUUACACAAUGAUUUGAAAAGGUGUCAUAGGAAUUUAUGUUUGGACACAAUAGUUAUGAAUGGUCAAGGAUUAUGGAAAAUCUUUGGCUUGGAAUUCAGUGCUGUAUCUGAAGAAAGUCCUGAACCUCCUAGUCCAGAGUUUAUGUUUUAUGACAACGAGCCUGGUUUUAGUCAGCCUAACAUUGAUUACAUUGCUCCAGAGCUUCUAUCAACUAAAUUUGGUGGUACCUCAGCUGAUAUGUAUAGUGUAGGGUGUCUUAUCUAUGCUCUGUUUAACCGUGGAACGUCUCUGAGAAAAGCAGACUCAUUGCGAGGUGCUCUGAGAAGGUCUGAAGAUAUUGCCCAGAUGCCAUUAUCUUCACUUAGUGGCAUUCCAGAAGAGGCUGCUAGUGACUUAAAACAAUUGGUGUCCAACGGUCCCUCUGCACGGCAACAAGUUGGCACCUUUCAACAAUCCAACUUUCUCAGUGAUAUUGGUGCUGUAAGUUUGCAGUUUCUUGAUCAUUUGAUGCUUAAAAACAGGACUCAAAAGAUAGCUUUUUUUAAAGAGCUUCCAGGUAUUCUUCCUCGCUUGCCUCUUGUGGUUCGCAAAAAGAGGAUUCUUACCCAGCUGUUUGAGUGCUGUAAAGAAGUUGAUCUAAUUCCUUUCAUUUUGCCAAACAUUUUCCACAUCGGCACUGAUUUGGAAAGCCAAGAUUUCCAGAGUUUUAUUUUUCCUGGACUGAAGCCAAUCUUUACAAUUAAUGAUCCGCCCCAAAUAUCUCUGAUUGUAAUUCAGAACCUUCAUCUGUUGAUAAGUAAGUCUAAACUUGAAGAUGCCAAGCUAUUUGUGAUGCCUGUUUUAUUUAGAAGCCUAGAGAAUCCCAUGGUGGAAUUGCAAGAGACUGUUCUCAAACUUUUACCUGAAAUCGUGGAUCUAUUGGACUACUCUACAUUGCGUCAUCAGCUGUUGCCUAAAAUCAAGACAUGCUGCCUUGAGACUAGGUUUCUGAAAAUCAGAGUUGGAAGUCUGAUAUGUGUUGCUAAAGUUCUGGAUAGUAAUUUGGUGGAUAGGACAUUGACUGGUGACAUUAUAUUGCCUCUAUUGGAACAGGUGCCUUCCAGGGAGCCUGCAGUUCUCAUGAGUAUCGUUGGGAUCUACCAAAAACUUUUGAAACACUCUUCAAAUCUGCUUGACAGAGAUACUCUAGCAAACAGGUGCAUCCCUAUUUUAUUUCCGAUGUUGGUGUCUCCUUCGCUUAAUGUGCAGCAGUUUGGAACUUGUAUGACCAUCAUUAAAAGCAUGAUUAGUAAAGUGGAAAGUGAGCAACUCAGCAAACUCAAGCAAUUACAACAAAAUAAAGUAGAACAGGCACAAAGUUUAAAUUUUUCCAAAGAAGUUGUGGAAAACAAACAAGUUGGGGAAUUGGUGACAAAAAUGGAUCAAAUGUUUGGUAAUAACACUGGUUCUCAGCAAGUUAAGAACAUAGUGGCUGAUGUACCCAAACCCACUGCAGCACCUGCUUCUUACAGUCCCUCCCUGGUGUCUUCAAAACCUGCUGCACCAAAAUCUUCGAACUUUGAUAAACUCGCUCCAGAUGUGAUGAUGGGCAACAUUUCAAGAAAGAGUUCUACUUCUAGCAAUGCAUCUAGUUUUGAUGCCAACAUGAUGAAGUCUGGUAGUAGACCAGGGAGUGCUGUGCAGAAUCCUCCAAUUUUAAAACAGCCUCCAAAGUCAAAUACUUUUGCAGAUUUCCCCAAGUUGUCCCUGAGUUCCAACGCUACUAAUUCUUCUUCGGGAAUGAUGACAGCUAUGCCUAGCCAGCCCAUGGCAAAUACUACAUCACAGUUUAGUGCUCCAGUUGGUAACAAUUUUGGCAACCAGAUGACUGGUAUGAAUACGACCUUUGGAAACAAUUUUGCUAACACCAAUUAUAACAAUUCGUCAGAUUUUGGUUCUGGAAUGCCAGCAAUGAACCCUCAUUCCUUUGGUAACUUGGCUAUGAAUACAGGUCCCAGCAUGGCACCUGCAUUUUCAUCAGCUCAUAAUAUGUCAUCUGGUUUUUCUACACAACUUAGUAUGAUGGCUCCCAGUAACCGGGGAAAUCAGUCCAAUGCAUCAAAUAGCUUGGACAGUCUGUUUGGAGCAAAACCCUCUCAGCCAUCCUUGAAUCAGAUGUCAAAGCCCCAAGCUGUUCCUAUCAAAGUGCCGAUCGUUCCAACCAAUAAAGCCAAUACCAAUCAGGCUGCUCUAGAUUUAAAUGACAUUUUUGGGUAGUUUGCAAGCAAUUUACUGUGAAAGUUUCCUAGUGAAUUGUUUAUUUUUGAUAAAAAUUGUAUGAAUCAAAAUAAAUAUUGGGAGAUUUCCACGUAAGGAAAAGCUAUUUUGCUGUUGUUUGAUAGUUUAGUUAAAAGGGAUAUAAUACCGUUAUUGUUACUUUAAUAUAUAAAUUAUGCUGUUGGAUUUAGAGCCUUAUGAUUGUUUGCCCUUUGUCAAGUAUUAUUAUUCUUUAUAUUUUCUUUCUUAUUCCUAUAAUAAGCACCAUGUCAUGUUAGGUAGGCACUACAAGUAUUAGAAUUAGUUUAAACAUUGACCGACAGUUUUCAUGCAAUUUUUCGGUUAACUUAUAUAUUUUGUAUCAAUAAAUUGAUCGCUGUAUAAAUAUCGUUCACAUAUUACAAUAAUAUUUUUCCGUGGUAAGUGUUAAUUUAAGUGAUUACUGAUUGAAAUAUUGCAUUAACUAAGCUAUUUCUUAUGAUGAUGCUCUUCUGAUAAUAUUACGAUAACUUUGAAUUGAUAAUGUUAACAUAGUUUGAAAUGUCAUGGCAACUAGGACUCAUUACCAUUUUUCAUAAUCAAUCUUUAAGCUAAGUUUUUUUAAAGAAUAAAAAAGAAAAUUAUUACGAGUAUUAAAUUAUGAUUAAUUUCCCGACUGUGUGUUUCGCUGGGAUAAUUUAUUUUAUUUUGAACUGUGACAUCGUUGAUUAUUAAAGAUUAUGGUUUGUCGAAUGUUGUUGUUUUGAGCUGUUGUAUAUAUAUUAAUUGGUGAUAUUGUGCAGAAUUGCUAUCUUGAAUGUUGAUUAGUUGAAUGAUUACCUCUUCAGAAUAUUUUAAAAGCAUUCCUUAUUCAAUAAUUGAACGUGAUAUAUAAUUGUUGAAU